AGUCCCAUCUCGUUCUCGCCGCAUACCUCCCUCUCCAAAAAGUUGCCUCAGCUUGUCCCUUGUACCCCCACUCAUACUCCUUCACCAUGGCCAUGAAGCGCAAGUUUGAUCUCGACUCCGAGGAUGUUGCUCCCCAGGUCUCGAAGCAGCAAAAAAUGAUUCCCUUCCCUGCUUACGAGCCUGACUACGAUGUCGCCAUGUCUGACUCUUCUUCUGACGCGGACAUGUAUACUCUUGCCGACAACCACCACAUUCGUCUCUCGUCUUCGGCUAGCACUACGAGCGUGUCCUCAGCUUCGUCCGACGGCAUUGACUUCGCGUCGCCUUUGUUCCCCCGGUAUAACGCUGGCAAUGCCUCUCAGAGCGGCUAUGAUUCCUUGACCGUUGGCCUGCUCCAGCCUGUCAGCUCCUUCACUCAUCACGGGACCAGCUGCAAUCAAAUACCCAAACUUCGUGUCGCUUGCUCAGCCGGUCUCGACGGUACCCGGACAAUGUGGAGCUUCUGCGAACAAUGCGGCGCUAUAUCUCAGGUCGACUCCGAGUAGACUGGUAACCCGACUCAAACCUCCGUCCGCGAACGAGCUGGCUUUCUUAUUCCUCUUUAUUGCGCUAAUUUUAAAGCCUCUAACACAACAGCAAAAAAAUUGGGCCUCGAUAUAACUCACUGACUGCUCGAUAUUGGCACUUUGCGAUGGCCGACCUCUUACAUUCCCCCUUCCUGUGACACCAUCGACCUCACUGCCCUCUUAUCCUCUUGCUUUCUUACUGCUAUCGUCACCACCGUUCCAUCCGACAUCGCCUCACAUCGACCAUCGCAUUGUAACACCACGAACUCUCUUACCUUACUGCCGCUGCGACACACUCGAUUUCUCCGUCUCGUAGAUAUUCAUUUGAUCAUGUACUAUAUACCUUCGGGUUCGCUGCUAUAUAUUGUGCCAAGAAGCC
Coniophora puteana RWD-64-598 SS2 is the source of this 945-nucleotide messenger RNA. RefSeq lists its product as uncharacterized. The record is from RefSeq and is a predicted model, not a curated record. The coding region runs from base 87 to 545 and encodes 152 amino acids. Lineage: Eukaryota; Fungi; Basidiomycota; Agaricomycetes; Boletales; Coniophoraceae. The transcript is spliced from 4 exons.